Molecule: messenger RNA, 2709 nt
Organism: Dipodomys ordii (Ord's kangaroo rat)
Lineage: Eukaryota; Metazoa; Chordata; Mammalia; Rodentia; Heteromyidae
Gene: Lipg
Product: lipase, endothelial
Exons: 10
Coding region: 232-1731 (499 amino acids)
Biological process (GO): lipid metabolic process
Molecular function (GO): lipoprotein lipase activity; protein binding
Source: RefSeq, a predicted model, not a curated record
CCGGCUGCCCCGCAUCUCCGGGUGAGGCCAGGUCUGGGUCUGCAACAAGUCCCUCCGCCUUCGGCUCCCGGCGCGCCGCGGCCCGCGCAGCCCGCUCCGCAGUGCCAUCUUCUCGUCCAGCCCACUACCUGGUGCCCACUUCUGGGCUUCCCGGCACGGAGGGUGGUGGGGUCCGGGUGGCACUUUUUGUUUUUAAUUCUCCUUUCUGAGGAGGGGGCGUGGCAGGGAAGGAUGAGAAACUCCAUUCUUCUGUUCUUCUUCUGGAACGUCUAUUGUUGCUUUGCGGCGGGAAGCCCCACACCCGUGGGUCCUGAGGGACCACUGGAAGAUGAGCUCCAGAGACCCAAGGAGAUACUGAUUUCAACCAAACCCUCUGUGAAGUUUAACCUCCACACCUCUAAGGACCCAGAACAUGAAGGAUGUUACUUCUCUGCUGGCCACGAUCAGCUUUUAGAAGACUGUGGCUUCAACAUCACAGCCAAAACCUUUUUUGUCAUUCAUGGAUGGACGAUGAGUGGCAUGCUUGAAAACUGGCUCUACAAACUUGUAUCAGCUUUGCAGACAAGAGAGAAAGAUGCCAAUGUAGUGGUGGUUGACUGGUUGCCCCUGGCUCACCAGCUGUACAUAGAUGCAGUCAAUAACACCAAAGCAGUGGGACACAGUGUGGCAAAGUUGCUUGACUGGUUGCAGGAAAAGAAUGGAUUUUCACUUGGGAAUGUUCACUUGAUUGGCUAUAGCCUUGGGGCACAUGUGGCUGGGUAUGCUGGCAACUUUGUGAAAGGAACUGUGGGCAGGAUCACAGGUCUGGAUCCUGCUGGACCCUUGUUUGAAGGGGCUGACAUCAACAAGAGGCUCUCCCCUGAUGAUGCGGACUUUGUGGAUGUCCUGCACACUUACACACGCUCCUUCGGUGUGAGCAUCGGGAUUCAGAUGCCAGUAGGCCACAUUGACAUCUACCCCAAUGGGGGUGACUUCCAGCCAGGCUGCGGAUUGAAUGACGUCUUGGGAUCAAUUGCAUAUGGAACAAUCACAGAGGGGGUGAAAUGUGAGCAUGAGCGAGCUGUACAUCUCUUUGUUGACUCCCUGGUGAAUCAGGACAAGCCAAGCUUUGCCUUCCAGUGCACGGACUCCAACCGUUUCAAAAAGGGGAUCUGUCUCAGCUGCCGGAAGAAUCGUUGUAAUAGCAUUGGCUACAAUGUUAAAAAAAUGAGAAACAAGAGGAACAGCAAAAUGUACCUCAAAACUCGUGCAGGCAUGCCUUUCAGAGUUUACCAUUAUCAGAUGAAAAUCCACAUCUUCAGUUACAAGAACAGGGGAGAACUGGAGCCCACCUUCUAUGUCACCCUGUAUGGCACUAAUGCAGACUCCCAGACUCUACCAUUGGAAAUCGUGGAUCAGAUCAACCUGAACGCCACCAACACCUUCCUGGUCUACACUGAAGAGGACUUGGGUGAUCUCUUGAAGAUUAAACUCACCUGGGAGGGGACAGCUCAGUCCUGGUACAGUCUGUGGAAGGAGCUUCGCAGCUAUCUGUCUCAACCCAGCAACCCCUCCAGGGAGCUGCACAUCCGGCGCAUUCGGGUCAAGUCUGGGGAAACCCAGCAGAAAUUGACGUUUUGUGCAGAAGACCUUGAGAACACCAGCAUCUCCCCUGGCCAAGAGCUCUGGUUUCACAAGUGUCGAGAUGGCUGGCGAAUGAAAAAUGAAACCAGUCCCAUGAUGCUAGCCUGAGGGGCCAGACAGUCCUGCCGCACAGCGCGUGCGCCCAACCCCGCUGUCCAAGCACAAGGAGGAAUGUUACUGCUGAGACCCGGGGACAGAGCGCCCUCGCCUUCACCUGGAAGCCCGGGAGGCUCGUGCUUGCCAGACCCCCUUUCCUCUGUCCCCUACGAUGAACAUGACAGUGAAUUCUCUCAGGAGGGGCCUGUCACUGCGGAAGCUCCAGUUCCCAACUCUAGAUCAUUCUAACUCCAAACCGCCAGAGCCACGUUCGGAUUCGUGUGUCAGCACCGAGAUGCCCGGGCCCCUUCGUGCCUUUCCUAGCAGCGGGCUCAGGCUGGGGAGUGGCUGCGUGUGGUGGGCUGCAAGGGCCUGGCCACUUGGAGUUCGGUGGGAUACGUGGAUGGACACUGGCUAUGUCUUAGGCAUUUCCGCUGCCCCAGCUUGUCCUCUAAGCACACAGCGCCGGCUCUUCUCUUUUCCCGUUGUUUUCCUUUGGAGUACUUAAACUAAUUAGACAUCUCUAUCAGCCUCUGAUUUGGAACCCGAUGGGGUUGAGGUUCCUAGAGUUCCAUCCAGUUCAGUGAUCCAUGAGUACACCCGGGAGGGGAAAUCAAAGCAUGGGAGAGGGCCACAGGAUGUAAGAAUUGGUGGCCCGAGGCUUUAGGAGGUUCCAGCCUAUUUCUCCAUGGUUAACAGUGGUCAUUUCCUCAAAGAGCAAUAUGCUGGCCCCAGUGGUGGCUGAUUGCUAAAUGUGAUUGCUUUGAAGCAGUCUUUUUGUUCGGGGAGUUGGAAGAUGUGUUCUUUACCCAUUUCUGCAGAAGUUAAUGUCUGUCUGUCCACAGAGCUGGCUCUGAGAUCCCACACAGUGUUCUUUCUUCCUGGAAAUAUCCUGCUUUCCUAACAGUGCCUUAACUUCUUGGAAAAACCUCCAAUUCUAGAUUUUUUGUUGUUGUUGGUGGUACUAGGACUUGAACUCUAUGUGCUGUC